AGAUCAGUUGAGUAUUCAGUUGCCAAAGUCAUUUUGCUGUUGCCAGAAGCUCAAAAACAACCGAAGAUGAAGCUCCCCAAUUGCUUGUUGUGUUCAAAAACAACAGUACUGAUCUGGUUGAGUCCCGUUUUUCUGAGCACAUUAUGGUACCUUGUGGACCGCCUUUGGGAGUCUGCAGUACAGACGGUGGAAGUGAAACAUGUGUUUGAGGAGAUUCAUUGCUCCAAUGUGUUCAACGUGUCCUCAAAUUUUAGCACAUAUCGACAAUUCAAUCCCAAAGUCAUUUCCACCAAAUUCCUGUCAUCCCAAACAAAUGCCAAUUGCCUGGAUGGCCUAUUAUCCAAUUGCAGGAGCUUUUCCGUUAUAUAUGAUGAAUUUUUGGAACACGUUCCAAUCCGGAUAUCCAACCAAGGUCGUUACAUUACGGGUGUGCACGAGAAUUCGAGAAAUUUUGUGAUUAUGUCAAAUACCGAAACCUGCUUCCGUGAUUGGAUCCGAUUUUGUACCUUAACCAAUGCUGUGGCAUUAUUGGCUGAUGCCCCUGAAGGAUGUCACCUUUUGGAGAGGAUCGAAGUUCAUGUCCCGAGAAUUUUGACCGUGGCUGCCAAAGCCGAGGCCGUGAAACAGCGCACAGACGUCCAUGGAAGAAUGUCUGACUUCUUUACCAAAGACCGGUUUUCAUGUGUUGAAAACGCCCAAGUAACGAGCCUGAACUUCGAGCUUCUUGAUUAUAUCAACAACGUGUGGCAUAUAGAAUAACAAAACAAAGCUGAAAUAUAGCAAUGGUAUAGCAAUGGUCCAUCAGAACAUCACAGAUGGGCGUUGUUUCUUUUCAUUGACAUUAAUUGUU
Molecule: messenger RNA, 850 nt
Organism: Tigriopus californicus
Lineage: Eukaryota; Metazoa; Arthropoda; Copepoda; Harpacticoida; Harpacticidae
Exons: 3
Coding region: 67-759 (230 amino acids)
Source: RefSeq, a predicted model, not a curated record